Messenger RNA from Echinostoma caproni, 615 nucleotides. The record is from the annotation of a GenBank genome assembly. NCBI's taxonomy places the organism in Eukaryota, Metazoa, Platyhelminthes, Trematoda, Plagiorchiida, Echinostomatidae.
AUGCCUCGUAAGUUAUCGCGGAACUUGCCACCAUGCGGACCGGAUGAGGUUCGCCUGGAUGAUGGAACUAUCAGGCCGAUGACUGAAGUUGAGCUCCUUCAUCGUAAAAUUGAUGAAACUACCGCGGAGUCUUUGGAGGCGUCCCGUCGGAUGAUGGCCCUGUGUGAAGAGGCGAAAGAAGCCGGAAUCUCCACUUUAGUCAUGCUAGAUGAUCAGGGUGAACAACUGGAUCGGAUUAAUGAAGGCAUGGAUCAAAUUAAUCAAGAUAUGAAGGACGCGGAAAAGAAUUUGGAUGAUCUGAACAAAUGCUGCGGUUUAUGUGUGCUACCGUGGAACAAGGUGAAAAAGAAGGAUGAUUAUACAAAGCAGCUAAAGGAUGAAGACAUGCGAGGCGGAGGUGACGGCCCAAGAAUCAUUGUCGAUCAAAAUGGUAUGGGGCCCACUGGAGGCUAUAUCACCCGUAUAACGAACGAUGCACGCGAGGAUGAGAUGGAUAACAAUCUACAGGAGGUAUCCGGUAUGAUCGGAAAUCUGCGCAAUAUGGCAAUCGAUAUGGGAAGCGAAAUCAACCAACAAAAUGCUCAAGUCGAAAGGAUUCAAAUUAAGGUAAUUUGA